CGCAGGCGCAGUGCGGCAGUGUGGAGUCGUGGCUGGAUGUGCGGCUGCGCGGACUGUCAGUGGCAAUAGAUGGAUAUUUCAGGAGUGAAAACCUUCUGGGAUAGGAUAAACCAGGCAACUCCUUCAGCAUGAAUGACAUGAACCUGAGCUCUGUGGGAAUGGAUCAGCUGAGUGCUUCAUCUGUUAGCAGCACCUUACCUGUUACGGGAAGUCACCUAGGCAUGGGUUCACCCACCCAAAACCCUCUCCCAGCUCCAGGAAUGCCAGUGGCAAUACCGAAUCUUAGUCCUUCUCUAGGCUCCCUCCCGUCAGCCCUUUCAUUAAUGCUUCCAAUGAGCAUUGGAGAACGUGGAGUAAUGUGCAGCAUACCGGAGCGAAAUUAUACUUUACCCCCUCCUCCGUACUCGCACUUGGAAAACAGCUACUUUCGGCACAUUCUACCAGGCAUUUUGUCUUACUUGGCUGACAGACCACCUCCUCAGUACAUCCAUUCCAGUGCUAUCAGUGUGGAUGGCAGCCCUGCACUGCCCGUUUCUAACAGCCAGCCUACCCUUGAUCAUUAUGAACCUAGUGGUGCAGUGGGUUUGGAGUCCAGCAUUGUCUCCAUAGACUCGAGACAAGUAGGCAAUCACGACUCUCAGAAUCUGCAUCAGAACAACAACCAAGAUGUCCCAUUGGAUGCUAGCAUCUCCAUGCAAACGGUUUCUCGUGUAAAUAGUCCCAUCUCUACGGAAGGGAUGAGUGAAAAUUUGACCAUGAAUGGUGUCACAGGAGAGCCACAAGCAUUGCCCUCUGGCUCCAGAAACCAUGAAACAAUUACUGUGGACUCUGUGGGGAAUAAUUUGGAAGCAGAGGCAGUAGUAGGGCAGAACACAGUGAUUCCAAUUCACGCUAAUGCAAUAGAGUUGCCAGUUGUCAUGGAACCAGAACCAAUGACUGGUCGAGUAAAUAACUUGCCAGAGAAUUCUUUGAGUGAGUCCAUCCAUGCUGCUGCAAUGAACUCAAAUCCAGUAGGAGUGGCACUUUCUUCCUCUCACUCACUGCCUUCACUUGAGCCAGUGUCUCUUCAUGGGUCCAGUGUGGGACUAGACACAGUCUCUGUUUCGACCAUUACAACAGAGGUCUCUAUGAGUACCAAUCGAGUGGACGGUUCCUCAGAAAACCUUUCAUUUGUGCCAGGAUCUCUGCAGAUGGAGGAAUCCAGUUCCAACAAAGAAAAUCUUACAGAUUCCUUUACAAUCUGGUGUACUCUGUGUGACCGGGCUUACCCUGAAGACUGUCCUGAACAUGGAGCGGUAACUUUCAUUCUGGACACACCAGUCAGCAGCCGAGCCAGACUGUCAGUUCCUAGACAGCUAAGCCUUAGGCAGUCCAUCACAGGAGAAGAUGUUGGUGUGUGGAGUCAAGAAACAAUUCCUGUACGCACUUGUUUUGGACCCCUGAUUGGAGAAGAGAUUAACUUGUUGGAAGUCGCUGACUGGUCAAACAAAAGCAACACUAAUAUCUGGAAGAUAUUUCACAAUUAUGUUUUGGAGUUCCUAAUAGUGACAGCAGAUGAGAACAUCUGUAACUGGAUGAUGUUUGUACACAGAGCUAGGACUCGGGAGGAGCAAAACCUGGUGGCCUAUCCUCACAAUGGGAAGAUUUAUUUUUGUACGUCCAGGGAGGUCCCUCCUGACCAUGAGCUACUCUUUUACUACACUAGGGACUAUGCAAGGCAACUUGGAGUUCCAGAGCAUCCAGAUGUGCACAUGUGUCACUGUGGGAAGGCGUAUGGCACAUACAAUGAGCUGCAGUCCCAUCUGAGCAGUCAUGGACAGAGCCGGGAAAGGAAAUGGAAGUGCUCUAUUUGUCCAAGAGCAUUCACCUCGUCUACCAAACUGAACGUUCACAUGAUGGGGCACAUGGGGAUGAAACCACACAAGUGUGAGUUCUGUAGCAAAGCAUUCAGUGACCCCAGCAACCUGCGAACUCAUCUCAAAAUCCACACAGGUCAAAAAAAUUACCGCUGUGAAAUGUGUGACAAGUCUUUUACUCAGAAGGCUCAUCUGGCCUCUCACAUGAUAAUUCACACAGGGGAGAAGAAUCUGAAAUGUGAUUAUUGUGAGAAAAUGUUCAUGCGGCGGCAGGACCUCCGGCAGCAUGUGCUGACCCACACACAAGAGCGGCAAAUCAAGUGUCCAAAUUGUGACAAGCUCUUCUGGAGGACAACCCACUUAAAGAAACAUCUCAACUCGCAUGAAGGAAGGAGGGAUUUCAUCUGUGAGAAGUGCUCAAAGGCAUACUUGACAAAAUAUCAUUUGACUAGACAUUUAAAGAUCUGUAAAGGUUCCAAGACAUGCCUGGCCAUGCAAGAUCUGGAGGAAGAGGAAGUAGAUAGUGAGGAAGAAGAACUGUUACAGUCUGGUGGUGGGACCUGCCAAUUGAACAAUGACGAUUACACCACAGAAGACAGUGCUCAGUAGUAGCAAUUGCAAAUUACUUCAGUGGUUGUCUAAUAAGAGCAAAACAGAUGGGAUUGAAAAUUCGGCUGUCCUUUUGAGCACGAACUUCAUGGAUUGAAUGCACGGUUUUCAAUGUCUCAAGAAUAAGAAGCUAAUGGAUGCAAUCAGAGGUCACAAAAUUGUAAAUGAUUGGCAUAAUGGUCUGAAGUCCAGCUCCCCUCAACUAAAAAGUGCACCUAUUGCAGAAUUGUAGACAGUACAGCACGAAGCAAGAGUAGAUGAGCACACAGAGCAGUAAUGCAGCAGUAAAGGGGGUAUCAAUGAACCUGAUACUGCUGAAUAUGAAACAGAUUAUAUAGAGUCAGAUUCUAAAAUGUUAAUUUCCCACACAAGGUCAAUCUGAACAUGCAGAUUUUAUAAUGUAUAUGUGUAUCUUCUCAUUUCUAUAUUGAAUUAUACAAACAUCUUUGAGAUUGACCAGCAAUAUGAUUACUGGUUGGAGUGAGCCCACUGAUGCCAGUUUUAGAGACAUAUUGCAAUCUCUGCCACACUGACAAAGGGGGUAGCCACUUGCUGACCUGUAGUUAUUCCUGCUUUGGGAAAUGGAAAAUAGCUUCUUGCUGCCCAUUGAUGAUGAUAUCAAGGAUCAAUGAAGGGCUUAGUUAACAUGCAAAAUAAAUUGAAGCACUUGUAACAUUGCUUCAAGGUAUUAAUUAUAAAAGCUGAGAGUUCAUGAUUGUAUAUUCAAGGCAAAACAGCACAUUUUGUUUUACUCCAGACUGCUUAAUCCAGUGCGAACCAACCCAAUGUAGGACAAACGUGUGCCUAUUAAAUACCAGUAUCACAGCUAAUAUCUUGUGUAGGAGCUGAUUCUUUAUAUUAACAUUUUAGAAAUUAACUUUUCACCUUAAAACAGCUUUCCAUAAGCAUGGAGGUACAGGAGCCAUACUGCACAUUGGAAGAUAAUUGAUAUUACAUGGCAUGUGAGGCAGUUUCACACUUUAACUAAAUAAACAGAGAGAGCAAAGCUUAACUAGAUUCUAGAUCUUUCAAACUUGUGUAGCUGCCUCAUGCCUAUUUAGUUCUUGUGACUCUGUAAUGGCUUAAGAAAAAAUGUAUGCUUAUUAGCUGGUAGAAAAUGGAUGGACAGGCAAGGGGGCUAACCAAAAUGGACAUGGUAACCUGUGCAUUUAGAUGUGAUAUAUUGUAAAUUUUUGUAAUAUAUUUUUUUUAUGUUCCAUUCAAACUAAUAUAAAAAGUGAAUUGAAAGUACAGCAUUGUUUUUAUGUCAAAGGUAAAAGAUGUAAUAGAGAGUUUCAACUUUAUGCCUUUAGAAAUUGAUCCACAAAAAAGCAAAAUAAACCACUGUUUCUGGUA
Messenger RNA from Carcharodon carcharias (great white shark), 3821 nucleotides. RefSeq names its product PR domain containing 4 (gene prdm4). The record is from RefSeq and is a predicted model, not a curated record. Gene Ontology annotation, biological process: cell fate commitment; regulation of transcription by RNA polymerase II. The transcript has 12 exons. NCBI's taxonomy places the organism in Eukaryota, Metazoa, Chordata, Chondrichthyes, Lamniformes, Lamnidae. Gene Ontology annotation, molecular function: histone deacetylase binding; RNA polymerase II cis-regulatory region sequence-specific DNA binding; DNA-binding transcription factor activity, RNA polymerase II-specific. Gene Ontology annotation, cellular component: nucleus; cytoplasm. The coding region runs from base 129 to 2465 and encodes 778 amino acids.